GGUCGGUGUAUCAAUUUCAUCUUCUUCUCUAUUCACCAAUCCUCAAAAGAACAACAACUCGAAAACAAAAACAAACAGAGAGAAAUACAGGAAGAGAGACGUGAAGGAUUGACGGCGAAAACAAGCCUGGGUUAUAACCUUUCAACGAUUCCAAGGUCCAGCUUUUUUGGAGAUUCUAAAGGAAAAGGAUUCGGUUAAAAAGAAAUAAAGCAGAUUAUAUGCAAAAAGGUUUUGUCUUAAUUUUUUUGCUGCCACUCCUUUAUCUGUGCUUUGGUAGUAUUGUGGUCUAUUGUUUUUAUUCAGAUACUGGAAACAGUGUGUUAUUCAAUUUCCCAACUGCAUUGGAUACAGUGAUGGCAGCAAAACCUGAAGAAACAGAAAUAAGGAGACAUUUACGUCAUGAGAAUGGAGAAGGCCAAGCUUCUGGUCCUAUUUCUGAUAUGGAGAAAGAUCGACAAAUUAGAUCAAGAAGGUGGAGACAGCUGAUGGCAGCAGAAACUGGGAACACACAGAUCAAAACAAUUUUACAGGAUGAUAAUGGAGAAGCCAAAAAUAUUGAAAGGACGGAGAUAAUGUGUACUGUUGAGACUUCUGCUGCUCUUUCUAAUGUACACACAGAUUGCCAGAUUACAUCAAGAAGGCGGAAGCAAGUGAUGAUGAACUGGAGCAAGAAUUUGGAUACGAAUGAUGAAAAUCCUUGGGUGAUUACAAAUGAAAUUUUCUGUCACCAAGAAAGAUUGCAUGUUAGUGAUACAGUUAGAAUGGACACAGAUUGUGAGAUUAGAUCAAGGAAGUCGAAGCAAGUGUCUGACCAUCGCAAUAAACGGAUUAGAAAUCAUCAAGAAUGUUCUCGGCUGAUUACAAGUCAAACUUUCUCUCCGCAAGAAAACUUGGAUCUUGAUGAUCUAGCCAGAAUCGGUGAAUAUUCACAUUCAAUUGGUCAAGCAAUGUAUCAAAGAAUCAGACAAGGAUUCAAUACGGAGUAUGAAGAUUCCGGUGACAAUAUUGGUAAAUGUACUUACUGUGAUGCAAAUUUUUGGUUUGAAGAAGCUAUAAAACAAUCAUCUACAAAUGCUGAAAUAAUAUAUACAAAUUGUUGUAAAAAAGGACAAGUCAAACUUCCAAAGCUUAGACCAACUCCCGACUUUCUGAAAACGUUAUUAAAUGACAAACUUUUUAAAGAAAAUAUUAGAGUUUAUAACUCGAUGUUUUGUUUCACAUCAAUGGGAGCAGCAAUUGAUCAUAAAAUAAAUAGUGGAUCUGGUCCUUAUAUAUUUAAAAUCAGUGGUCAAGUACAUCAUUUAAUAGGUUCCAUGUUACCAUCUGAAGGUGAAUCUCCUAAAUAUGCUCAAUUAUAUGUAUAUGAUACAAAAAAUGAAAUUUCAAAUCGUAUUAAUGCUAUUGAUCCUUCUCAUGUUAAUCAAAAUAUCAAACCGGAUAUUGUUGAAGGACUUAUUAAAAUGUUUGAUGAAAUCAAUGAAUUAACAAAAGAAUAUCGCAUAAUGAGAGAUAAAAUUGAAAAUCCUUUAUUACCUUCAUUUAAUAUGAGCAUACUUAAUUGCGAAUCUACUGAUGGUAAACAGUAUGAAAAACCAACAAGUGAAGAAAUUGGUGGUUUAAUUGUUGGUGACAUUGGACAAUAUAAUUCAAAUAAAGAUAUAAUUAUCGAAUCAAAUAAUGGAUGUUUACAACGAGUUUCUAAAAUACAUCCAAAAUAUAUGUCGUUACAAUAUCCAAUUCUUUUUCCAUACGGUGAAGAUGGAUAUAAACCAGAUUUACGAAUGGAACGAAUCGGACCAAAUAUGGAUAGAAAUAUCAAGAUAUUUUGA
Messenger RNA from Rosa chinensis, 1829 nucleotides. RefSeq lists its product as uncharacterized. The record is from RefSeq and is a predicted model, not a curated record. The transcript is spliced from 12 exons. Bases 219 to 1829 code for a protein of 536 amino acids. Lineage: Eukaryota; Viridiplantae; Streptophyta; Magnoliopsida; Rosales; Rosaceae.